AUGUCUCGCCAGGAGCUCACAUGCCUCUGGCUACCCCCCCGACCAUCGGAGCAGGUGAACGUGCCGAAGACCAAGAAGGCCUACUGCAAGGGCAAGGAGUGCAAGAAGCACACCCUGCACAAGGUCACCCAGUACAAGACUGGAAAGGCCAGCCUGUACGCACAGGGAAAGAGGCGUUACGACCGCAAGCAGUCCGGUUACGGUGGUCAGACCAAGCCUGUCUUCCACAAGAAGGCCAAGACCACUAGGAAGAUUGUGCUGCGCCUGCAGUGCCAGCAGUGCAAGACCCAGCACAUGCACGCCAUCAAGCGCUGCAAACACUUCGAGAUCGGCGGAGAGAAGAAGACCAAGGGCGGUCUGUACUGA
This is a messenger RNA of Auxenochlorella protothecoides, 366 nucleotides long. RefSeq names its product 60S ribosomal protein L44. The coding region runs from base 1 to 366 and encodes 121 amino acids. The record is from RefSeq and is a predicted model, not a curated record. Gene Ontology annotation, molecular function: structural constituent of ribosome. NCBI's taxonomy places the organism in Eukaryota, Viridiplantae, Chlorophyta, Trebouxiophyceae, Chlorellales, Chlorellaceae. The transcript is spliced from 4 exons. Gene Ontology annotation, biological process: translation. Gene Ontology annotation, cellular component: cytosolic large ribosomal subunit; ribosome.